This is a messenger RNA of Culex quinquefasciatus (southern house mosquito), 878 nucleotides long. RefSeq lists its product as uncharacterized. Gene Ontology annotation, cellular component: extracellular region. The transcript is spliced from 2 exons. Gene Ontology annotation, molecular function: chitin binding. Bases 1 to 792 code for a protein of 263 amino acids. Lineage: Eukaryota; Metazoa; Arthropoda; Insecta; Diptera; Culicidae. The record is from RefSeq and is a predicted model, not a curated record.
AUGUUGGCCAACCUGGUUGCUGCGCUGCUUAUCGCGGCACUCACGCCUUCAUCCCCAGUCCAAGCAGAAACAUCUGGGACGCUGCUCAACGUAUCAUCGACGGAUCUCGCCAGCUCCUCCUCCACCAGAGCCUUUCCCUCGGAAUGCGACGGAAGUGCGUACUACGCAACGUGUUCCAGCUGUAGCGAGCUGAUGGUGUGCCUGGGACCGUUCCGGGACGUUCGGUCCUGCGCCGAAAGCGACCCGAGCAAGCCAUUUUGCGUGAACGGAGCUUGCACCGGCGAGGCCGUCUUCAACGAGGACUGCCCAGCUCCGGUGAUGACUUGCACCGGAAAAGGGUUCUUCCCAGAUGCUUACCUGUGUGACCUGUACCACUACUGCCACGCGGAGGGUCAACAGUCGGACGUGUACCAGUGUCCACCGAACUACGUGUUCAACGUCAACACCAACCAGUGCAAGCAGCGAACCAAGGACGCGGACUGUGUUCGGGUUCAGUGUGAUCCGAAGAAGAUCUUCGUUAGCUACGGUAGCAGCAAGAGCCACUACGCGUUCUGCAGCUCGGACGGGGUUGUGAUGCUCAGGUGUCCGGCGGGGGCGAACUUUGAUGGGCUCCUCAGUUGUGUGUUCCAGUGUACCAAGGAGGGCAACUACGCGGACGAUAGCGAUCCGAGCAAGUUCUACCAGUGUUACACAAAUUCGGCGAAGAAGUUGACGGCGAUUGCGAGGGAGUGCAGUGGUGGGAAGGUUUUUAGCGAAAAGGAGGGAUUCUGUGUGAAGCCUGCAGAAGAUUAAAUCGAUUGGAGAUGGUUUUUUGAGAUUAUGUUUUAUUUAAAGUCAUAUUUUACGUUUGCGGUUUGAAUAUAAAAUAAAUAAAUUCA